AUGGCUGUCAACCCCUGGAAUGUCGCCGUCGUUGGCUACGGGCUGUCGGCCAAGGUCUUCCACAUUCCCUUCAUCACCGCCGUGCCAGACUUGAAAUUAUACGGCGUAGUUCAACGCAAUCCGAAGCCCGACAACGACGCCGAAAAGGACCAUGCGGGGAUCAAAAGCUGGCGAUCCGUAGAGGACAUGCUGAAAGAUGAUGAGGUCGAUGUCGUGGUAAUCACCAGCAUCCCGACCACGCAUUUCGAAAUGUGCAAGAAAAGUCUCGAGGCCGGGAAGAACGUUGUUGUCGAAAAGCCCUUUGUGCCUACAUCGCGCGAAGCCGACGAGUUGAUUGAAUUGGCAAAGACCAAGGGCAAGCUCAUCACCGUCUACCAAAAUCGAAGAUGGGACUCGGAUUUCGUCACGCUGCAGAAAAUCAUCAAAGACGGCUUGCUUGGCGACAUUGCCGAGUUUGAAACGCACUUUGACCGCCAUCGCCCGGACGCGCCUCCAGCGACGUGGAAAGUCGUCGACGAGCCCGGGAACGAAAGCAUCUACGAUCUUGGCUCGCAUCUGAUCGACCAGGUGUAUUGCCUGUUCGGCAUGCCGCAGCGAGUGACGGCGUUUCUCGGCAAGCAAAGAAGAGGCGUCACCCAGGGCCCUCACGACUCCUUUACCGUUCUCCUGCAUUACGACGGAAUGCUGGUCACGGCCAAGGCGGGCGUCAUCAGCCCGCACGUGCGCCAGCUUCGCUACUGGGUUCGUGGCACUAAAGGUAGCUGGUACAAAUAUCAUCUCGACGUGCAGGAGGACCAGCUGCGGAAGGGAAUGCGACCUACGGCGCAGGGCUUCGCGAUUGAGCCCGAGAGCCAUCAUGCUAUCUUGACAGUGGCGGAGGGCAGCGAGAUGAAACGAUCAAUCCAUCCGACCGUCUCUCCUCUGCCGACCUACCUUCAGUUCUACAAGACGCUGGUGGACGCGUUGCAAGGGAACAGUGGAGUGCCGGUCGAUGCGGCGCAGUGCAGGGAUGUCUUGAGAAUCAUUGAGAUGGCGCAGCAGAGCUCUGCCGAGGGAUCGACGAUUACGACUGCAGCGUGA
Neohortaea acidophila is the source of this 1080-nucleotide messenger RNA. RefSeq lists its product as uncharacterized. Gene Ontology annotation, molecular function: nucleotide binding. Lineage: Eukaryota; Fungi; Ascomycota; Dothideomycetes; Mycosphaerellales; Teratosphaeriaceae. The coding region runs from base 1 to 1080 and encodes 359 amino acids. The transcript has a single exon. The record is from RefSeq and is a predicted model, not a curated record.